GUCAGGGGGUUGGGACUGAGUUAAAACUUACAAAUAGCUUCAGAGAGUGCUUCGAUUCAAGUGCGCGCCAUUUUGCUAAGCUUUCGCAAGUUGGCAGCCCCAGCUUGCGCCUGCCUACUCCGCGUCGGCAUAGGAUGCUCAACCCUAAUACCCACAAAGGAUCCAGCAGCCUGUCAGUUUGUGCGCCGUUGCCGUGCCAGUUGAGAAUUACAAUCGAAUGUGCGUGCAUUGCGAACGGGAGAACGAGCCGAACGAUAAACGAAAUGAGAUGAAAUUAUUGUAGUGAAAAUUUGUGCAAUUAAGAUAGAAGCUAAGCGAAUGACAAAUUAAAGCGAAUGCAAAAUUCCUAGAAAUUGGACAUUUUGGAAUCUGAAAAUUUGGCCAAUAGUCCAAUUACUGUACCACCCACAGAGUGCGUAGCCAGAACGCAACUGCAGCGUAACUGAAGCCGAAGGACAUUGCAACGACGAGAUGCCGCUAUGUGUGUGCACAGCAACAACAACAACUACAAAAAAAUAGCCGUCUAUAGCAGCAAUAGCCUUGAAAGGGCUGUUACCCAUAGCUGCAGGACCAAAGCGCCAGGUUACGGUUACGGUUACAGUUACAGUUCCCUGGCCGCUGCCAACGCCGCCAGCAACUGAUUGGGGGCACAGCGAACAUUUUGAUGAUGACGCUGAUGAUGCAGUUACAAAUGCAGCAGCAGCAGCUCUGUUAUAAAUAACACAAGGACAUGGAUGGGCGCAAUGAACGCGAACGCGACGAGGACAAAGGCGCAGGCAAUAGCAACUACAACAACAGCAGCAGCAGAAGCAGCAGCAGCAGCAGCAGCAACGGUAGUUGCAACGGCAUGUGUGACAGAAAUAAAUGCAGCCAUGUACAUCUACAUUCGCAAGUGCUGCUAAAAUUAAAAUACUUAUAGUUGUAUCAUAUUUAAUGCAAUUGCACUCGAGUGCACGAACAAGUGACAGCUAAGUGAAUUUCUCAGAUAAUUGCCUCGUGCGCCAAAAAGUAGACAACAACAACAACAAUAACAACAAAAAACUAAAACUAAACGACGCCAAACGCGCGCGCAUACACACACACACACACACAGCAAGGGCCAAGACUUUGAUUAGGCAGCGCCUAAAGCUGUCAGCGCGCGUGUGUGUGUGUGCAGGAGAGCAAGCGAGGGCGAGCGAGAGGAAGAGGAAGGGAGAGUGAAAGUGGCAGGCGGCCAAGGUGUCGAGUUUCAAGUGUUUCUGUUUGCACGUGUGUGCGCGUGUGUGUGUGUUAGUUACUGCGCUUAACCUGAUUUACAAAAGUUUCGUCCUUUCAACGUAAACGACCAAGGCACACACACACACACACACACACAUAUGGAAGUCAGCAGCUGGAUUAGUCACAAUACCAAUAAACCGUACAACCGCAAGAGAAGACGCCGCCAGCAGUCAUCGAGGAGACAGUCGUACAUUGCGAAUGGAAUGCAUGUUUUUAGCCAAUAACCUCGCCUAAAUGAAGCAUGAAGAAACAAAAUGUCCGCACGAUAUCCCUGAUCGUGUGCACAUUUACAUAUUUACUUGUGGGCGCCGCCGUCUUUGAUGCCCUCGAAUCGGAGACGGAAAAACGCCGCUGGGAGGCAUUGCAAGGUGUCGAGGAUCGGAUAAUACGCAAAUAUAAUAUAUCACAAGAGGAUUUUAAAGUCAUGGAGACGGUGGUUCUCAAAUCGGAGCCACACAAGGCUGGCCAGCAAUGGAAAUUCACUGGCGCAUUCUAUUAUGCAACCACAGUGCUAACAACAAUUGGCUAUGGACACUCAACGCCAACGACCCGCGGUGGCAAACUAUUUACAAUGUGCUAUGCCAUUGUUGGGAUACCCUUGGGUCUCGUCAUGUUUCAGAGCAUCGGAGAAAGAGUGAAUAGACUGAGCAGCUUUGUUAUCAAAGCGGUGCGGACAUCGCUGCGCUGCAAACGAACGCUCGCCUCAGAGGUGGACCUUAUAUGCGUUGUCACGACGCUCAGUUCACUGACGAUAGCGGGUGGUGCGGCGGCUUUUUCGAAGUUUGAGGGCUGGAGCUACUUUGAUUCAGUAUAUUACUGUUUUAUUACUUUAACCACAAUAGGCUUUGGCGAUAUGGUAGCUUUACAAAAGGAUAAUGCGCUAAAUCGAAAACCCGAAUAUGUUAUGUUCGCACUGAUAUUUAUACUAUUCGGACUGGCAAUUGUUGCCGCCUCACUGAACUUGUUAGUACUAAGGUUUGUUACAAUGAAUACCGAGGAUGAGCGACGCGACGAGGCCCAAGCCAUGCAGUUUAUGACCAAGUCCAGUUUAUGGACCAAUGAGGCACUACAAGUGGCUGUCAAACUGGAGGGCGAUGUGAUAACAUCCAAUGAUUCCAUACUGAGCGGCUACGAAGGACAAGAAGUCGAAUCGCUGAAUGGCACGAAUACAUCCUCAAUGUGCUCAUGCCGUUGUAUUUGCUUGAAUGGAAACCGGCAUAAAAAGCAUAAAAACGCGACCAGUGAAAACGUUGCAGAGCAGCAGUAUAAGCUGCGCCGUUCGCCGACUCACAUACGUCACCUGCUGCCGGAGGUGGUGCCCAUGCAGGAUCUGAACUACGAUACGCAGAGCAUGCACACCAUAGGCGCCCUCAAUGGCAGUGGCCUCAUCACUGGCAGCCACAUGGGCAUGGGCAUAGGCCUGGAUGUUGUGGACGAUACUGGCAAUCGUUCACCUCUCAAGCAGCCGCACAAAUUGCUCAAACGCAAUGUAUCACUUUUAUCUUUUCGUAUUUAGAUGCUAAAUUUGAAGCAGCAGCAGCAGCAGAAGGAACAACGAAUAUGGCCGCGCCCACUCGUGUAGCAAACGCCCCUCCCCCUUUCCUGCCUCUCCACAAACGACUUAAAAAUAAUUAAAGUGAUAAAACUUUCUCUGAUACAUAGUACUUAAACCUAAUGGAAUUCGGAACUGAAGGGUAGUGAAUAUUAAAUUGGAAAAAAUUAAAUGUGCAAAUUCAUGUGCGUUCACGAAUUAAUAUUUAUGUGCAUUUACAAUGUAAAUCAGUGCAUAAAUAUAUACAUACACACAUAUACAAUCUGUAGUAAGCAUUAUAGAGAUAAUAUCUACCUAUAUGUAUAUGUAUAUUAUUGAAUUAGGGCACUAGAAAAUUGAUCUAAACCACUGCCAUUUCCGAGCGAUAGACACAAAAUCACAAGGAUCACUUAGACCUUCAGUCACUCUCUCUCUUUCUCAUUUUCUCUUAACAGCCACUGAAAUUAAUCAAUAUCGAAAUUAUAGUGUGAAACACUAGACUAGAACUGCCUUUUUCAGGCUGCACUUAGAUAACGUACAUGAUCCGCUAAGAAGAAUGAAUAUAAAUCUAUAUAGAUUCAAAGCCGUGUCAAAUUCAAUUUUUGUAAAUACUAAAUAUUUUUGCUUAAUAUUUUUGAUUAGAAAAUGCCCAUUUCAUUCUUAU
Molecule: messenger RNA, 3452 nt
Organism: Drosophila montana
Lineage: Eukaryota; Metazoa; Arthropoda; Insecta; Diptera; Drosophilidae
Gene: Task6
Product: TWIK-related acid-sensitive K[+] channel 6
Exons: 10
Coding region: 1499-2773 (424 amino acids)
Biological process (GO): potassium ion transmembrane transport; stabilization of membrane potential
Cellular component (GO): plasma membrane
Molecular function (GO): potassium ion leak channel activity; outward rectifier potassium channel activity
Source: RefSeq, a predicted model, not a curated record